AUGGGACUUCGGAGUCUCCAGGGGAACCGCCUCACCGCGGGUGUGACCUUUGCCACCGGCAGUGGCUUCCUCUUGUUUGGCUACGAUCAAGGCGUGUUUGGCGGCUUGAUUGAGAACCGCAGUUUCCAGGAGACUUUUGAUUAUCCCAGUUCUAUGAUGAUUGGCCAUAUCACGGCCACGUAUGACCUCGGGUGCUUCCUCGGGGCUAUCGCCUGCAUGGCCUUGGGAGAUUACUUUGGCCGUCGCCUUUCUAUUACCCUAGGCUGCUUCAUCCUGACUGUAGGAGCUGUCCUACAGGCAUCCUCAUACCACUCCGCCCAGAUGAUCGUUGGCCGCUUCGUCGCAGGCGUAGGUAAUGGAAUCAACACCACCUCAAUUCCCGUCUGGCAAUCGGAAAUGUCCAAGCCUCGCCAUCGCGGCCGUCUCAUUGUCCUUCAACUCGCUCUCAACCAGCUCGGCAACGUAACAGCCCAGUGGCUCAACUUUGGUCUCGGCUUCAUCGACCAUAGCAGCGUCUCCUGGCGCUUCCCCCUAGCCUUCCAAAUCUUCUACGCCCUCCUUGCAGCGUCCGCCACACCCUGGCUCCCCGAUUCUCCUCGUUGGCUCAUUCAACGUAACCGCGAGCCCGAAGCUCGCGUCGUCCUCGCCCGUCUUUACAACAAGGCCUCGACUCCCGACGAUCCAGAAAUCACAGCUCUCCACGAGGCCUCCGUCCGCUCUGUCCACCAUGAACUCGAGCUCACCGCCGCUAUCAACUGGCGCGUCCUCUUCCGCAAAGACCGGCUUCAUACUACCCGCCGCAUCCUCCUCGGUGCAGGGACGCAGUUUAUGCAGCAGUGGGGCGGCAUUAAUGUCAUAAACUACUACCUCCCUGUCGUUUUUGCCUCUCUCAACGUCUCCCGCACCCUUUCACUCGUCCUUUCAUGUUGCAACUCCAUGAAUCUUAUGUUCUCAACCUGCGGAGGCGCCGUCUUUAUCGAUUCCAUCGGGCGAAAAAAUCUCAUGCUCGCCGGCGCCCUGUUCCAGGGCAUCUGUUUCGCCUUCGUUGGUGGGUCCCUUGGUGCACAUACAGACCAGUGGUCGAAGGUCGCGAUUGCCUUCGUCUUUAUGUUCUUCACUGUCUUCGGACUAACCUGGAUUGCCGUGCCUUGGAUGUACCCGGCCGAAGUAAACACGCAGCAAUGGCGGAAUCGGGGCGCGGGGAUCGCGACAGCGACGAAUUGGAUCUGUAAUUAUGCCGUUGUGUUGGCGACACCCGUGGGAAUUGAGAAGAUUGCGUGGCGGUAUUAUCUGAUCUAUGCAGCAUUGAAUAUUUUGUUCAUACCGAUUGUGUGGGUGUUCUAUGUCGAGACCGGGGGGCUUUCUUUGGAAGAGGUGGAUGAGGUCUUUGAGAAGAUGGGAUCUUCGUCUGGGAUAGAUAGUGGGACGGAACUUUCCUCAGUGGUCAGGGCUGUCGAUGGACAGGUGGAAAAAGAUGGUGCAUUGAGCGAGUGGGUUGAGCAUGUCCGAGCCUAA
Molecule: messenger RNA, 1515 nt
Organism: Aspergillus fischeri NRRL 181
Lineage: Eukaryota; Fungi; Ascomycota; Eurotiomycetes; Eurotiales; Aspergillaceae
Product: sugar porter family MFS transporter
Exons: 1
Coding region: 1-1515 (504 amino acids)
Biological process (GO): transmembrane transport; carbohydrate transport
Cellular component (GO): membrane
Molecular function (GO): carbohydrate:proton symporter activity
Source: RefSeq, a predicted model, not a curated record